AUUCACUUGGGGAGGUAGAGAAGAAGAAUGUUGUUGUUUCAUCAUCUGCGUGCGUUUCCAACGACUUCUCUGUCUCCUCGUUCUCUCACCAUUUCCACUGCUCUCUCUUCUUCCUCUUCUUCAACGAAGCAACAACACAAGCUUUGGUCUGGUCUCGACAACUGGAGAAAGAGUCCUGUCAAUGACCUCCGUCUCUGGGGUCCUACUGGUCCUCUCCUUCCUUCUUCUGACUCCUCCAUCUCCCCCGGCUUCUACGGGCUCGUCUCAGCGGCGUCUUCUCUCGCUGAUCUCGGAGCUCUCGUGCUCUCAACCUCCGAUCCUCUCUCCAAAUCUCAUAUCUCCCAUUUAGCUUUCUCUCGUUGGCGCCGUGAGAAUCUCCCUGUUGGCUCAAUAUCUCAUCUUCCCUCUUCUCCAGCUCGUCCUCCCAAACCUCUCCUCGUUGCGACCAACGAAGUUCCAAAUCCGAAAGACUCAAACCUUCCUCUCAAUGCUCAUAUGCUUCAUAAUCUAGCUCAUGUCGAGCUUAAUGCUAUUGAUUUGGCUUGGGACACUGUUGCUCGUUUCUCCCCUUUCUUCCACGUUUUGGGUCGCAACUUCUUUGAUGACUUUGCUCAUGUUGCUGAUGAUGAGAGUCGCCAUUUCUUGUGGUGUUCCCAGAGACUCGCUGAGCUUGGUUUCAAGUAUGGAGAUAUACCGGCUAAUAAUUUGCUCAUGAGGGAAUGCGAGAAAACAUCCAACAAUGUCGCUGCUCGCUUGGCUGUUAUCCCUCUUGUUCAGGAGGCUAGAGGACUUGAUGCUGGACCUAGGUUGGUCAAACGGCUGACGGGAUUCGGAGAUAAUAGGACUUCUAAAAUCGUGGCUAAGAUCGCUGAGGAGGAAGUUGCACAUGUAGCUGUUGGUGUAGACUGGUUUCUCUCUGUGUGUCAAAAGAUGAACCGUGCUCCUUCCCCUACAUUUAAAGAUCUGAUCAAAGAGUAUGGUGUCGAGUUAAGGGGCCCUUUUAACCACUCAGCUCGGGAGGUAGCUGGCAUUCCGCGAGAUUGGUAUGAUCCAUCAUGUGGCACGGAAGUGGAUAAAGGCGAUAAUAAACAGGGUGACAAGGAACAACUUUCUGCGGUUUACGAUAGGCUCACUCAGAUUAUCUCAAUGGAGAGUGAGAAUUCAAGUCUCGAAAGGCCAGCCAAAUGAAAUGAUGUGGACGGAGUUGAUUUGAUGGCGUUAUAACUGAUGAAUGAGUGUCAGGCGUAAUUUCUUGGGCUCUGGAAGUACAAAUUAAUGUUUUUUCAUACA
Molecule: messenger RNA, 1290 nt
Organism: Arabidopsis arenosa
Lineage: Eukaryota; Viridiplantae; Streptophyta; Magnoliopsida; Brassicales; Brassicaceae
Source: the annotation of a GenBank genome assembly